Molecule: messenger RNA, 667 nt
Organism: Cydia fagiglandana
Lineage: Eukaryota; Metazoa; Arthropoda; Insecta; Lepidoptera; Tortricidae
Gene: Taf13
Product: transcription initiation factor TFIID subunit 13
Exons: 6
Coding region: 91-483 (130 amino acids)
Biological process (GO): transcription by RNA polymerase II
Cellular component (GO): transcription factor TFIID complex
Molecular function (GO): protein heterodimerization activity
Source: RefSeq, a predicted model, not a curated record
AACAGUUGUCGUUAUAGAAAGGCCUCGAAUAUUAACAGUGUACAGAAAGUUCCUUUUGAAAAAGACUUAUAACAAUCAUAUUUUAUUAAAAUGGCUGCGCCUACUCCUGAUGCUCCUGAAAAUUUCGACCAGUUUGAUGAUGAUGAAACCGAGCAGCAACUGGGUUCAACAGGCUCUGGCCGGAAGAGACUCUUCAGCAAAGAGCUCCGUUGCAUGAUGUACGGGUUCGGAGAUGACCAGAAUCCUUACACGGAGAGUGUGGACUUCUUGGAGGAUUUGGUUAUCGAAUUUAUUACGGAAACCACGCACAGAGCAAUGGAAGUAGGAAGAACAGGGAGGGUCCAAGUGGAAGAUAUUAUAUUCUUAGUACGGAAAGAUCAAAGGAAAUAUGCCAGGGUCAAGGACCUCCUUACUAUGAAUGAAGAACUGAAGAAAGCUAGGAAAGCUUUUGAUGAAGUUAAAUAUGUUGAAGACCAACAAUAAUGAUGAUGGCGAACAAGAGACAGCUUCUAAGGCUGAUGCAAAAUGAAGAAUCGAGAUAUGAUUAAUAGUUAUGUAAUAUAAUAUAUCAGCUGUUACGCUAAAAUUGAAGCAAGAGGGUAUAACUAGAUAAGCCAGUUAGCAUAACCAAUAAUACGAGUAAAUAAUAAAGUAUUUUGUACAUUCA